AUGAAAGUGCACAAAGCUCCAUCCAAUCCCAAGCAGAUGUCCAUGAGGCAACACUAUAAGGACAAGUGGUUCAAGCCCAACAAAAUCCCCAACUCAGACUCUUCAAACCUCAGCCCAAGCACUGCCAUGGUCAAGCUAGAGCACCAGGCAUCUAACCUUAGAAAGGACCAGGAUAACCUGAAGAGACUGAAGGAGGCCAAGGCAAUGUGCUUCAGACAGGUCAAGGCUCUGGCGGACACGGGGGGGGGGGACCCCCACUCACCCCCUGACCAACAGGGGAGUAGGUGGUUCAGAGCAGGGCAUUGACUCAGGCAAGUCCCAAGACUGGAGCUCCUUUGCCAAGUCUGUUCUACAUCAGAAUGGUGAUGGAGAGCGUAUGGACGGCCAGGAGAGUUCUGUCUCAGCCAAAGCAGCACCUGGCUGGAUAGAGGAGGCGGCUUUCGUUCACUGCAGAGCGAGACCACGUCCAAAAUCGCACAGUGCUGGUGAUGCAACAGGGUCAGGGACGUGCACAGGCUUUUAGGCUACACUUUUGACUUUUCAGUGGCAACUACACUCCCUGCCAUAAGCUACUUGCUCUGAUGUUUUUUCACUAAUACCAUCAGUGUUGUUUCUUACAUGGUAUUAUUAAUUUGGCCAUGCUGUGGGAUUAAAGUUAUAUAAAUCAUCUUCAUCUCUUUCUUCUGCAGACCCUGUGUUUUAGGGGGAAGUGCCUUCUAUCAUUUAUGUACGGUCGGGUGGAGGUGGAUGGUUUCACCAUUGAGGAGGGUCAGCAGUCCUACCCGCUGUUCUCCCCCUCCUCACAUUUCCCCCUCACCCUCACAGCACUGGGGGACUCCCCUAACCCCAGCAAGACCAAGAAAGCCAUCUAGUGGCCAAAGCCAUUGUCCGCAAGUACCUCUCAGGUAAGGAGAGCCUUUGAAUGACACCAUGCACCCUUGAAAUUAUUUGCAUGAUACUUUCCUCAGCUGCCUUCUUUUAGUGAUUGUUUACAGUUAUAGGCCUAGUUAGAUCACCCUUGAAUCAGUAAAUUGUUUUGUUUUGCGUUUAAAUGCUGCUCUUUAAGGUUGCUCCAAUCUUAAUUUUUUGUGUUCUGUUUAGAGACUCGUAAGAGGCUGUUUAGUGAAGUAGAUUCAGAUUCCAGUGUGAUCCUGCUGGAGCCCCUGGAUACCCCUCUGACGCGGUUCCUCACCAGUUUCCCAGACCUCAACGAGCUGUUUGGACUCAGUUCAGUGGGUUGACACUGACAGUCCCAUCUAUCUACAGCCCUUUCAUAUAGACUUUUAUUGUACACGCCUCUUAUUUGUAGAGUUACUGUGAAGCACUUUGUGACAACUGCUGAUGUAAAAAUGGCUUUAUAAAUACAUUUGAUUUAUUUGAUUGAUAGAGAGACAUCCGAGACAGCUCAGCCAUGCUGGACACACCGCUCUCUGGCGUUGGCAUGACCCCACUACGGAAAGCAGCCGGAGGCAUGGUGAUGUCACAGACCUACAGGGAGGCUCUCAGCAGCCUGGUUAACGCCUGUGGAGGUAAACACACACACAGCCCUGCUAUCUUAACAUGAUAAACAGGUCCCCUUCAGUCCUUUUCUAUAGACAAGCAUGUUACGUUGUAGCGGUAUUGUUAGAGGGGUAAAGAUGAAGAUUUUUGUUUGGGGGGCAGGCAGGUAUUAACCCUGCCGAAAGGAAAAGAGUAGGAUAGAUAGAGUACCACUACCAGACACACACACACACACAUCAGCAGAAGAGACUGCCUAGAGGGUAGCCUCUUUGCCAGAUUGCCAGUGGAGAGAAAGGAUAAGACACACCAUCUAAAACACACGUUACAGCACAAUGGCAACCCAACCAAUAAUAUCUCAUAUGAGAAUAAUGGCAGAGGAAUUCAAAGGCAACUUCAUAGAAACUAUUGACAAGAAAGAACCCAGUCAUAAACCUUAGAGAAUUUGCAAUAUUCUGUUUUACCAUCCAGUGGAUAACUCCAAUAUAUUAGUAUCACUCCGCGGUGGAGGGAUACAUCCGAGGUGAGGAUUUACAGAUUUACUCCCGUGUACACCUGUGUCACGGCUGGGGUCCGCCCCUAUAUAUAGACCCCAUGGCCGCGACACACGUUCUUUCAUUUUCUCGGCGGACGUCCGUAUGGUUUGAGGUACAAACUUUCUGAAGUUCGCUUGGUAAGUCACUGUUAAGUGUAAUAUCUUGCGUGGAAGUAUACUCACUGGCUGUUUGCAGCCUGGACCAGCUGGCAACAUGGCCAGCCCCUCCUUUUGAGUGCUCCACUCGCUGCGCGCGGUUGAUCUGUAUCUUCCGCCUGUGGUUUGUCGUACUUGUGUUUCGUUAGCGUUACACUACGACUCCGUGUGCCUUCCUCUGACACUGCCUGGUAUAGAGGUCCUGGAUGGCAGGAAACUUGGCCCCAGUGAUGUACUGGGCCGUACGCACUACCCUCUGUAGUGCCUUGCGGUCGGAGGCCGAGCAGUUGCCAUACCAGGCGGUGAUGCAACCAGUCAGGAUGCUCUCGAUGGUGCAGCUGUAGAACUUCUGUAGAAGAUCUGAGGACCCAUGCCAAAUCUUUUCAGUCUCCUGAGGGGGAUUAGGCUUUGUCGUGCCCUCUUCACGACUGUCUUGGUGUGUUUGGACCAUGAUAGUUCUUGGUGAUGUGGACACCAAGGAACUUGAAGCUCUCAACCUGUUCCACUACAGCCCCGUCGAUGAGAAUGGGGGCAUGCUCAGUCCUCUUUUUUUUUCCUGUAGUCCACAAUCAUCUCCUUUGUCUUGAUCACGUUGAGGGAGAGGUUGUUAUCCUGACACCACACGGCCAGGUCUCGGACCUCCUCCCUAUAGGCUGUCUCAUCGUUGUCGGUGAUCAGGCCUACCACUGUUGUGUCGUCAGCAAACGUAAUGAUGGUGUUGGAGUCGUGCCUGGCCAUGUAGUCAUGGGUGAACAGAGAGUACAGGAGGGGACUGAGCACGCACCCCUGAGGGGCCCCCGUGUUGAGGAUCAGCGUGGCAGAUGUGUUGUUACCUACGCUUACCACCUGGGGGCAGCCCGUCAGGAAGUCCAGGAUCCAGUUGCAGAGGGAGGUGUUUAGUCCCAGGAUCCUUAGCUUAGUGAUGAGCUUUGAGGGCACUAUGGUGUUGAACGCUGAGCUGUAGUCAAUUAACAGCAUUCUCACGUAGGUGUUCCUCUUGUCCACGUGGGAAAGGGCAGUAUGGAGUGCAAUAGAGAUUGCAUCAUCUGUGGAUCUGUUGGGGCGGUAUGCAAAUUGGAGUGGGUCUAGGGUUUCUGGGAAAAUGGUGUUGAUGUGAGCCAUGACCAGCCUUUCAGAGCACUUCAUGGCUACAGACGUGAGUGCUACGGGUCGGUAGUCAUUUAGGCAGGUUAUCUUAGUGUCCUUGGGCACAGGGACUAUGGUGGUCUGCUUGAAACAUGUUGGUAUUACAGACUCAGUCAAGGACAUGUUGAAAAUGUCAGUGAAGACACUUGCCAGUUGGUCAGCACAUGCUCGGAGUACACAUCCUGGUAAUCCGUCUGGCCCUGCGGCCUUGUGAAUGUUGACCUGCUUAAAAGUCUUACUCACAUCGGCUACGGAGAGCGUGAUCACAUAGUCAUCCGGAACAGCUGGUGCUCUCAUGCAUGCUUCAGUGUUGCUUGCCUUGAAGCGAGCAUAGAAGUGAUUAAGCUCAUCUGGUAGGCUUGUGUCACUGGGCAGCUCGCGGCUGUGCUUCCUUUUGUAGUCUGUAAUAGUUUUCGAGCCCUGCCACAUCCGACGAGUGUCAGAGCCGGCGUAGUACGAUUCAAUCUUAGUCCGGUAUUGACUCUUUGCCUGUUUGAUGGUUCGUCGGAAGGCAUAGCGGGAUUUCUUAUAAGCGUCCGGGUGGCUCUCGCUGCACAAGUAUGGUGGCUCUCGCUGCACAAACUGUAAUUUACCUUACACAACUUGCCGACUGGCUUGUUCUAUGUGUGUGUUGUGAAUUGUUUUAACAUGCUGCUCCCCGCGCCAUAGUCGCGAGUUCUCUGCUAAUUACCCUGCAGGGUUUUUUCUUGUUCUUUCCCCUGCAGAGUGUAAGAGUAUCGUCAAGGGCUUUCCACUACGUUGAGACAUUAACUUUGGAGUUCCUUAACGGAGUUACUCCAUCAUAUGGUGCUGUUUUUGCUGCUUGGAUAUUAAACCGGCUAGGUAAUAUUGCAGUUGGCGUAAAACAAAAACACAAAUAAAUCAAAUCCAUUACCUGGUUGCUGUUUUUUUGUCAUUCAUCGCACCCAGCGGCUCAAGAGGCUAUGAGGAGCCUACUCACUCGGGUAGCCACUGCACUGAACAUCAAACUGGUGGACAGUGAUGACUCUUCAUCUGUCCCCAUCUCUGCUGAGUUCCGCGAGGCCUUGCAGGAGAGCUGGACCUCUGCCAGGCGACGCUUCCGACUCACAGCAGAGACUGGACCAUGGAGUUAUGUUGCGGAGUCACUCUGCCUCCGGGAGAUUAUAGGGCGGAACCUGCGACUGAUCAGGGAUCAGGCGAUCUUAUCUUGCCUCGACCACUUUCGGCAGGGGCGGGUGGUAUCCGCCCUGACCUGCCAAUGCCUGUUGGGCUUGCUGACGGCGGCCUCGUUGCUGAUUCCCCUGAGCCUGCUCCAUCUCUGGCUUCCUCAACGGUGGUUCAACUCCCACCGGCUGCACCCGAAGCGCCACCGCCAGCUGUGGGUGACCGCACAGUGCCUCAGGGCAUUGUUGAGGUGGCGCUGUCGCUCCUUUCUCUCAGGUGGGGUGGAGAUGCUGAGGAUGUGCUGCCCGGGAGCUUGUCGACACAGACGCCUCCAAGAUCGGCUGGGGGGGUGUGACCAACGGCAGGUCAGCCAGCGGCUGUUGGUUACCCCCUUGGAGCGGCAGGCACAUCAAUACACUAGAGCUCCGAGCUGUACUGCUGGCCCUGCGGUCUUUCCUUCCAUGUCUGAAGGGAAGACAUGUCCUGGUGAGAAUGGACAACACCACAGUGGUGGCUUACAUCAACCAUCAGGGUGGACUGAGGACCCACCGUCUCCUUAUGGCACGGGAGCGCCUUCUCUGGGCUCAGGGACGUCUAGCAUCUCUAUGCGCAGCGCAUGUACGUACCUGCCAUCCUGAAUGUGGCAGCGGAUAUGGUCUUGAGGGAGGGCCCGCCACCUUGGGACUGGAGCCUACAUUCCCAGGUGGUGCAGCACCUGUGGGACAAGUUCGGGAGGGCACAGGUGGACCUGUUUGCCUCCCUGCUGUCUCAGGCCGGGGGAACUCUGUGGCAUCCGAGACCGCACCGCCUCAGUCUGUGGGCUUGGCCGCUGAACGGCACCAAUGGUCCAUGUUAGGACUACAGGAGGGCAUAAUGAACACCAUGCAGAGCGCAAGGGCACCGGCUACAACCGCGGCAUACCAGUUGCGCUGGCGGUUGUUCUGCUCUUGGUGCACUGGUAUUGAGGUUGUGCCCGAGUCAUGCGGGGUACAGUAUGUCCUCCAAUACCUGCAGUCUUGCUUGGAUGAGGGCUUGGCAGCCUCUACACUGAGAGGGUAUUUGGCCGCUAUAUCUGCCUGCCAUGUGGGUUGGAUGGACAGGCCAGUUGGGGCGCCAUCCCUUGGUCUCCAGGUUUAUGAAGGAGGUUCGUCGCCUGCGUCCAGCUAGGAUCCGCUCUAUGGUGAGCUGGGAUCUGGAUGUGGUCUUGGCAGCUUUGGCAAAGCCGCCUUUCGAACCGUUGGAGUCUGCCUCCCUGAAACACCUCUCUAUGAAGGGGGUUUUCUUGGUAGCGAUUCCUUCCAUGAAGAGGGUGGGUGAGCUCCAUGCUUUUUCGGUAAGUUCUGAGUGCUACCGGAUGGACGUCGUGGGAGGAGUAUACCUCGCCGCCCAACCCUUCAUUCCUCCCAAAGGCUCUGUCAGACAGGCAUGUGAACAUCCCUUUUAUCCUGUCUGCUUACGGGGAGUCUGGGCCACCCUCCGGCAUGCUGUGCCCUGUGCGGGCACUGGCUGCCUAUGUGAAGCGGACACGGUCAGUGAGAACAACAGACCAGCUCUUUGUCUGCUAUGGUGAAAGAGUCCUGGGGGCUGGGCUAUCAAAGCAGAGGCUCUCUCAAUGGAUGAUGGACACGAUUACGACAGCAUACCACCUGGCUGGCAGGCCAGUGCUGGGAUCUGUGUUGGCACAUUCAACACAAGGUGUGGCUGCGUCCUGGGAUCUACUGAGAGGAGUGCCCCGAGCUGAUAUCUGUGCUGCGGCCAGCUGGGCUUCCUCUUGCACCUUUGCUAGGUACUAUCGGGUAAAUGUGGCACCUCCCUCUGCGGUUGGUUCAGCGGUCCUGGGCGUCGCCUCCCCUUCUGGGGACUGUGCCGGAACCCCCCUUCCACAUUGACGGCCCCUGCGUCUCGGUUCCACGCUGAGACUUCGCCGCUGGCUGGCCAGGUCCCUCUAGCACCGACUAAAUCUGGUACGGGUAUACCAAUAUAUUGGAGUGAUCCAAUAUAGUGAAACAUAAUGAAGGUUAUGUAUGUAACCACGGUUAUGUGAGCUAUAUGGAUCACUCCAAUCCUCUACGGUGCUAGAGGCGCCUCAAAAAUGAUGUAGAGAACGUGUGUCGCAGCCAUGGAGUCUAUAUAUAGGGGCGGACCCAGCCGUGACACAGGUGUACACGGGAGUAGCUGUUGACUUCAAGCUUGCAGCUGCACUGUCUGUCCGUCUGAUACACCUGUUGGUUUGUUUGUCAAAGCUUCGCAACAAUGUUGCUACUAAUCCAUGCGAUCAAUGACAAGAGCGAUUCAAACACGACUUUGAGCGGUAACACCAGCGAUUGACUUCAACACUUUACAAACUAAACACGCUGAAAAUAAACAUGACUUCUGCAAAGAGUUGCACACACUGUCAAAACCGCCACGCCAACCAAGAGCCCCCACACAGAGCUGGAAGAGCUAUCUUUAUUUCCUCCUUCCUGACUACUGAUGCGCUCUUAAAGUGGCAGCGCACGGUGAAGGCUCCGUGCAGGAUUUCGCCACAACGUUUCUGUUGUAUAAUACAACUUGUAUUCCACAUGAGGGAUACUGAGAUGUUUUAACUGGAUGACUUAUUGACUGUUGUUAUUUUCCAUCUACAGAGGAGCUAGAUGGCUGUCCAGUUAUUCUAGUAUGUGGUGCUAAGAAUAUUGGGAAGUCCACCUUCAACUGUCACCUUAUCAAUACCUUACUAAACCAGUGAGUAGUGUGUUUGUUACUUUAUGUUUAUUUGGUUGAAAGGUUAUGCAGUGAUACAAUGCCCAUAGCAAUAACCCAGUGUGUGUGUGUCAUUGUGCGUGUGUGUGCGCAGCACUGCAAGUGUAGAAUACCUGGAGUGUGACCUGGGCCAGACAGAGUUCACUCCCUCAUGUUGUCUCUCCCUAUCUACUGUCAGAGAGCCACUGCUGGGUAUGUACUGUACUGCCUUCCAUCACAAUCACAUGUGCAAUACAUUUUAGUGCAAUGAAUACGAUUUCCAAUGCAUUCAUUACUCAAAUGGCAAAUGCACUUGAACUACUUGCAUAUCCCCAAUAUUGUCAUUGGUUCUAUAAAUGUUUGGGGUCUUAACUAACCCUAUUGAACCCUUGUCUGUCUGUCUUGUGGUUUCCAGGGCCCCCCUUCACACACCAGUGGGCCCCAGAGCACAUGAUCUUCUAUGGCCAGUCGUCCUGUGAAACAGACCUGGACCGCUAUCUGGAGUCUCUCAAGUCCCUGUGGCGCUUGUAUAAAGGAGAGACGCCCAUAGUCAUCAACACAAUGGGCUGGGUCAAAGGUCAGUAACGCAGUAUUCUUGGCAACCUGGGGACAAAACUGCUACAUUUGUCACAAACUGUCAUGUUCAUGUUUCGCCCAAUCCUCAAAAAGGGGGGAAAGCAAGCACACAUGUUAACAAAUAAAUAAUGCCUAGUAAUUCAUACUUUUUUGUUGAAUUUUUUAUACUGACAUGUUAACAUGUGUCUGCCUCUUCAGGUUUUGGCUUUCAGUUGCUGGUGGACAUCAUUUGCCUCUGCUCCGUCUCUCACGUGGUGCAGCUCAGUAGUGGGGAUAAAGUAAUGUGCCCCCAACUCACCCCUGAGUUCCUGAGGUCAUCACAUGGCUGGCAGACACACCCUCCUGCCCAGUCAGCCCUGGGGGAGGACAACUCUGGAACCCAUCCUGCCCAGUGGAGUUACACUCUAUUCGGUAUUCACUCAGAGUUUGAAGGAGCGGGGCGCCCGGGCGAAAUGUAAGAGUCCUAACAAGACAACAGCUUUCUUGGUUGCCAUGGAUAUAUAUUUUUCUGCUGAAGGAAGAUACUUGCCCUUUUCUUUAGAGAAAAGACAAACCCACUUUGCACUUGCCAGUAUCACUUGUUCAUUAAGCUGAUGUAUAAGCCUUUGUCAGAGAUUUUCUUGCCCUACUUCUCUGAGUUCACCUCUCUCUCUCUCUCUCUCUCUCUCUCUCUCUCUCUCUCUCUCUCUCUCUCUCUCUCUCUCUCUCUCUCUCCCCCCCUGGUGUGUGUUUUUCUUCCACAGGAGACACCAGCGUAGCAACUAGCAGCGUGACCUGGCUCUGCUGGGCUACUUCAGCCAGUUGCAGUCCCCUGAACCAGGCUCCGUCAGACCCCUGCACGGCUUCACCCCCUACCAGGUAAGAAAUCAGAACAACUUUUAGAGAAGAAUGUAGCCACACUCUGUAGCGAUGAUGUAAUUGAUAAGUGCGGUGUUCUGCCGACCUGCACGCGCCAAAUCACUUUUAUUAAUAUCUGUGUAUGAUAAGCAUAUGAUUCAAGUCUGUAAUAUUUUUACCUUUUAGAAUAUUCUAAUAUACUAAUUCCACUAUGUCCCUCCCUUGUCCUCUCCAUGCAGGUUCCCCAUUCAGCAGUGGCUGUGGGUGUGACGCACUGUGAGGUGGCACCAACUCAUGUGCUCUACACUGCCAAUGCCAGUCUGGUGGGGCUGUGCUGUCUGAAUGAGAAGGUAUCAGGCAGGGCAGGCCCAGUUCUGAUCUCCCAAACCCCUGUCUGUCCCUGUGUGGGCUUUGGUAAGUAUAUAUACAAUACCAGUCAAAGGUUUGGACACACCUACUCAUUCAAGGGUUUUUCUUUAUUUUUACUAUUUUCUACAUUGUAGAAUAAUAGUGAAGACAUCAAAACUAUGAAAUAACACAUGGAAUCAUGUAGUAACCAGAAAAGUGUUAAACAAAUCAAAAUAUAUUUGAUGUUUGAGAUUCUUCAAAGUAGCCACCCUUUGCCUUGAUGACAGCUUUGCACACUCUUGGCAUUCUCUCAACCAGCUUCAUGAGGUAGUCACCUGGAAUGCAUUUCAAUUAACAGGUGUGCCUUGUUAAGUUAAAUUGUGGAAUUUCUUUCCUUAAUGCGUUUGAGCCAAUCAGUUGUGUUGUGACAACGUAGGGUUGGUAUACAGAAGAUAGCCCUAUUUGAUAAAAGAACAAGUCCAUAUUAUGGCAAGAACAGCUAAAAAAAGCAAAGAGAAACGACAGUCCAUCAUUACUUUAAGACAUGAAGGUCAGUCAAUAUGGAACAUUUCAAGAAUUUUGAAAGUUUCUUCAAGUGCAGUCGCAAAAACCAUCAAACGCUAUAAUGAAACUGGCUCUUAUGAGGACCGCCACAGGAAUGGAAGACCCAGAUUUACCUCUGCUGCAGGGGAUAAGUUCAUUAGAGUUACUUGCCUCAGAAAUUGCAGCCCAAAUAAAUGCUUCACAGAGUUCAAGUAACAGACACAUCUCAACAUCAACUGUUCAGAGGAGACUGCGUGAAUCAGGCCUUCAUGGUCGAAUUGCUGCAAAGAAACCACUACUAAAGGACACCAAUAAGAAGAAGAGACUUGCUUGGGCCAAGAAACACGAGCAAUGGACAUUAGACCAGUGGAAAUCUGUCCUUUGGUCUGUUGAGCCAGAUUUGCAUUCUGCAGCGAUACGGCAUCCCAUCUGGUUUGCGCUUAGUGGGAUUAUCAUUUGUUUUUCAACAGGACAAUGACCCAACACACCUCCAGGCUCUGUAAGGGCUAUUUGACCAAGAAGGAGAGUGAUGGAGUGCUGCAUCAGAUGACCUGGCCUCCACAAUCACCCGGCCUCAACCCAAUUGAGAUGGUUUGGGAUGGGUUGGACCGCAGAGUGGCGUGUGGUGCCAGGAUAACAACCUCUCCCUCAACGUGACCAAGACAAUGGAGAUGAUUGUGGACUACAGGAAGAAAAAAAAGAGGACUGAGCACGCCCCCAUUCUCAUCGACGGGGCUGUAGUGGAACAGGUUGAGAGCUUCAAGUUCCUUGGUGUCCACAUCACCAAUGAACUAUAAUGGUCCAAACACACCAAGAAAGCCUAUUCCCCCUCAGGAGACUGAAAAGAUUUGGCAUGGGUCCUCAGACCCUCAAAAGAUUCUACAGCUGCACCAUUGAGAGCAUCCUGACCGGUUGCAUCACCGCCUGGUAUGGCAACUGCUUGGCCUCCGACCCCAAGGCACUACAGAGGGUAGUGCGUACGGCCCAGUACAUCACUGGGGCCAAGCUUCCUGCCAUCCAGGACCUCUAUACCAGGCGGUGUCAGAGAAAGGCCCUCAAAAUUGUCAAAAACUCCAGCCACCCUAGUCAUAGACUGUUCUCUCUGCUACCGCACGGCAAGCGGUACCGGAGUGCCAAGUCUAGGUCCAAAAGACUUCUCAACAGCUUCUACCCCCAAGCCAUAAGACUCCUGAACAGCUAAUCAUGGCUACCCGGACUAUUUGCACUGCCCCCACCCCAUCUUUCUACGCUGCUGCUACUCUGUUAAUUAUUUAUGCAUAAUCACUUUAACUCUACCCACAUGUACAUAUUACUUCAACUACCUCAACUAGCCGGUGCCCCCGCACAUUGACUCUGCACCGGUACCCCCCUGUAUAUCUAGACUCCCUACUGUUAUUUUAUUUUACUUCAGCUCUUUUUUUCUCAACACUUUUUUGUUGUUCUAUUCUACUUUUUUUAUAAAAAAUAAAUGCACUGUUGGUUAAGGGCUGUAAGUAAGCAUUUCACUGUAAUGUCUGCACCUGUUGUAUUCAGCGCAUGUGGCCAAUAAAAUUUUAUUUUAUUUGAGAGUGAAGGACUGUUGGAAAAGCAUUCCAGGUGAAGCUGGUUGAGAGAAUGCCAAGAGUGUGCAAAGCUGUCAUCAAGGCAAAGGGUGGCUACUUUGAAGAAUCUCAAAUAUAAAAUAUAUUUUGGUUACUACAUGAUUCCAUAUGUGUUAUUUCAUAGUUUUGAUGUCUUCACUAUCAUUCUACAAUGUAGAAAAUAGUAAAAAUAAAGAAAAACCCUUGAAUGAGUAGGUGUGUCCAAACUUUUGACUGGUACUGUAGGUCUAUGCCCAUUACCCAUACACGUAACAGAGAAGGCUGGUGGGAGGAGCCAUAGGAGGACUGGCUCAUUGUAAUGGAAUUUAUUAUCUUCCAUUCCAGCCAUUACAAUGAGCCCGUCCUCCUAUAACUCCCCCCACCAGCCUCCUCUGACAUGUUAUAGUCUGUCACUGUUCUGUGUGGACAACUGUCAUCUAUUUAGCCCAGAACAGUAAUACCGUUUGGCAUCUCCCCAUCAUGGAUUAAUAACUCAUUGAAUUAAUGUUUGGAGGGAGGGAUAACAAAACUCUAAGGUGUGGGUAAUAUAUUAAAUUGCAUUUCUCUCUGGGAGAAUCUUAAUUGCAUUCUCCUCGCGUCCUCUCGCCUCCUUCUCAAAACCCAUUGGAUGAGAAAUCCAGAGGUCCUUCUCCAAUGGGUUUUGAGAAGGAGGCGAGGAGAGAGGAUGCGAGGAGUAUGCAGUUGAGGAUCUCCCUCUGUUCUCUGCAGGUGUCCUUCGGGGUGUGGACAUGGCACGUGGACUGUACUUCCUGGUUACACCUGUAGCUCCCUCAGUCCUCCGUCAGGUCAACUGUCUUCUGCUGGGUGCUGUCACACUGCCCAACAUCCUCCUCACAGGGCAGGUAAGACAAGAGGAUACAUCCCAAACAUUAAGCAAUCUAAACACUGCAGUGUUGUAUUCUCCGCUCCUCAAUCAUCUGUAAGAUGUCUUUGUUUGACUUUGACACUCAAAUAUCAACUAUUAUUAAACAUAUACAUGAAAAACUGCAAAAUCACAACUGCCCAAACCCAACCAUUCAAAUAUUUGCAGGACUGUCCUGUUCCUCUGUGUCGGUUUCAGCCUUUAGCUAUCAGGUUGUUUUGGUUCAGUCACUCAUUCUUGCUACAUAUCCUUGCUUUAUCUUCUUUCUGUUACAGACAGGAAUUGCGGGAGAGACUCCCUACGUCAAAACGGACUACAGCUUUGAGCUAACCGGUGCUGGGAAGAUUCACGUCUUCAAGGGGCUUGCAAGACCUGGCCAGAUGAAUAAAGCAAAAUGAUUGUUUUUGGGCGCAGAGACUAUGGUUUCACAGCAAGAAAUCUGAAUCUUUUUUACCUUCCUUGUUUACUGACUUCAAACACCAAGGCCAGAGUCAAGGCCGUUGAAUGUACAGAACAGAAGAGAAGGUUCAGGAGAUAGGAGGACUGUGGAGUUGCCGUGAGUGAGUGACUCCAGGCGUUCUUAAGCUCCAGACCACUCUUCUGAAGAUGGCUAUGGAUGUGAAGGCCACCUGCUUCUUGUAUGGGUCAAUUGGGUUGACCUUGUUCUUCAAUCACCAGAUAUUCUUUUGCCAGUGAUAUUUAAUAGUUUAGGAUGACUGUUUCAAAGUGUUCUAUGGACAAUAUCUAGACAUGCAGUUAAAUGUCUGCGUAUGAAAUGGCACCAUAUUACACUGGUAAAAAGUAGUGCACAAUAAAGGAAUAUUGUGUCAUUUCGUACACAAGCUAGGUUUCCAUCCAAUUGGUGACAGAUUUUCAUGCCAAUAUUCU
Coregonus sp. 'balchen' is the source of this 12853-nucleotide messenger RNA. Lineage: Eukaryota; Metazoa; Chordata; Actinopteri; Salmoniformes; Salmonidae. The record is from the annotation of a GenBank genome assembly.